AUGACCGAUGGGAGGAUGAAAGGCUACCUGGACCAGCAAGUGCCUUAUACUUCUGCACAGAAAUUGCCAGGAAAUGGAACCCUGGAUGGCAGGCUUAUGAUGGCUGUGAGGAGAAAAGCCAUGGAUCCGAGCGUCCCCCAAGUCCCAGAUUCAGAAGAUCUUUUCCAGGACCUAAACCAGUUUCAAGAAGUCUGGCUAACUGAAGCUCAGGUUCCAGACAGCGAUGAACAAUUUGUGCCUGACUGCCAUUCCGAAAACUUAGCCCUUCACAGCCCACCAGCAAAAAUCAAAAAGGAACCACAGAGUCCAUGCUCAGAAGCAUCUGGGUCUUGUAGACACAGGCAGCCAUUUCAGUACCGCAAUGGAGGGCAGUGCCUUUAUGCCAGGCAAGACUCAAAUUUCAUGAGCUCCCAAGGCUCAGCCCAGGCUAUACCUGGCCGGACAUACCUUAUGGAACACAGAUCCUUGUACCAGAUGCCUCCUGAAACGGGCCAACCCUUCUCCACCUCCCAAGGCUUGGGAGCAGAUGCCCCAGCUGCAUACCAACGCCCGUUGUCUGCCCCAUGCCUGCCGUACCCCCCGCAGGGCUUCAAGCAAGAGUUCCAUGACCCCAUGUACGAGCAGGCAAACACGGCAAGCGGCGGCGGAUCCCGGUACACAGCAGGGAUGGUGAUCAAGCAAGAGCAGAUGGAUUAUGGUUUCGAUGCAGAUGUUCCCAGCUGCCAUUCGAUGUACGCAAGCAUGGAGGGAUUCCCGAAUCGUUCCAACCCUGAUGGGUACGGUUAUGAGAAGCAGAUGCGUCUGUUUGCUGACGACGUUUGCAUUGUCCCAGAGAAGCUUGAAGGAGACAUCAAGCAAGAAGUGGGCAGCUACCGAGAGGGCCCUCCUUAUCAACGGCGGGGGUCUCUGCAACUCUGGCAGUUCCUGGUCGCUUUGCUCGACGACCCCAGCAACUCCCAUUUCAUUGCCUGGACCGGCCGAGGGAUGGAGUUCAAACUCAUUGAACCAGAAGAGGUGGCCCGACUUUGGGGUAUCCAGAAGAACCGGCCGGCCAUGAACUACGACAAGCUGAGUCGUUCGCUGCGUUACUAUUAUGAAAAGGGAAUUAUGCAAAAGGUGGCAGGCGAGCGUUACGUGUACAAAUUUGUUUGCGAGCCGGAAGCCCUCUUCUCGCUGGCCUUUCCCGACAAUCAGCGCCCAUCCUUGAAGGCGGAGUUCGAGUGGCACAUCAGCGAAGAAGACACAGUGCCUCUCUCACACCUCGACGAGGGUGUUGCCUACUUGCAAGAUCUGGGGGGGCAGCCUUACGGCAAAGGCUAUACAUACUGACAGGAUGGACAGUUCAGAUAGGGCCACGUUUGUGUGUACAUAUAUAUAAAGAUCUUUGUCAUUAAUCGCCAGUAUAGAUAUUGCCUUUCCUCUCCUAGGGUUGGAGCAAAAUGUACAGUGGUGCACCCUGGGGAG
Molecule: messenger RNA, 1464 nt
Organism: Euleptes europaea (tarantolino)
Lineage: Eukaryota; Metazoa; Chordata; Lepidosauria; Squamata; Sphaerodactylidae
Gene: ETV4
Product: ETS variant transcription factor 4
Exons: 12
Coding region: 1-1329 (442 amino acids)
Biological process (GO): regulation of transcription by RNA polymerase II; cell differentiation
Cellular component (GO): nucleus
Molecular function (GO): DNA-binding transcription factor activity, RNA polymerase II-specific; sequence-specific DNA binding
Source: RefSeq, a predicted model, not a curated record